Molecule: messenger RNA, 351 nt
Organism: Rotaria sp. Silwood1
Lineage: Eukaryota; Metazoa; Rotifera; Eurotatoria; Philodinida; Philodinidae
Source: the annotation of a GenBank genome assembly
AUGCGUCGAUUAGCUAUAUCUGGUCAGUUAGUCGGAGCUGAUCGCCAAUUAGUUAAAAUGGUUUGCUUACAACUUACUCUCGUGGUUCUGGCAGCAAUACCUUAUGGAAUUUAUAAUACAUAUAUUUUAUCAACAUCUAAUAGAAACAAAACUGCUGAACAAAUAGAUCAAGAAUUCUUAUUUUUAACUACUACAAGUCUAUUAGGUCUUUUUAAUUUUGGAGGAAGUUUUUAUGUAUUUCUUGCUGCUUCAAGGCGUUUUCGUCAAAUAGUUCGAGAACGAUUAUUUUGCUAUUGUAAAGUACGAAAUGCAAUUAUACCUAAUACAAUGUCUUCAAAAGGACAAACAUAA